AUGGAAUUCGUACCAAAAGACAGAAUCCUGCAAUUAAGACCAGACACUUUCGAACAAGUUCGUAAAGAGUUUAACCUGGAGAAAAAAGGUAGAAUGGAGGAAGCGGUAAGAAUAUUAGACGAGUGGAUCCAAAAACAGGCGCAUUUUAAAAAGAAGGAUUUCGAUCCAUAUUUCUUAGAAACUACAAUAUUAGGAAGCAAAGGAUCCCUUGAACGUGCAAAAAAUCAAAUAGAUAAAAAUUGCACUCUGAGAACACUUUUACCAGCUUAUUUCGGUAAUUUCAACGUAAGAAAUGAUUUUAAAGUUGUACAUGAAGUCGUACAGACAGUAGCGUUACCACAGUUGACGCCUGAUCACUACAGAAUAGUUCUAACGAAGUUCAAUAAUGUUCCUUUUGACAGUUCAGAAGUGAUUAAUUUCUACAGAUACAACGUUAUUUUGGGAGAUUAUUUAAAAUCACAUGAUUAUCUGAGGGGUUUCAUAGUAAUAUCGGAUUUCACAGACGCAAAUAUUAUGGAUUACGUGACAAAAAUUAAUCCCAUUGAUUUAAGAAAUGCUUUUAGUAUUUAUCUAGAGGGGUAUGGUAUGAGAAUAAAAGGCAUUCACAUCGUAUGUUCUUCAAGAUUUGUGGACGCGUUUAUAACAAUUCUAAAACAAGUUUUAAGUGAAAAGGUAGCAAGCAGAAUCUCCGUUCACAAGUCAAUAGAUGAUUUAGCUAAAGUCAUUCCAAAAGAAAUACUGCCAGUAGACUAUGGUGGUGAUGAAAAGUCUAUCAAGACUCUAUACGAUGAAUGGAUUGACGUUCUCUCAACAAAGGAACAUAUGGAUUAUGUAGCCGACAUGAAUAAAGCUGGUACAGAUGAAUCACUCAGACAGUCAGAUAAAUUCUGUGAUACAUGUGCUGGAAUGCCGGGUAGUUUUAGAAUAUUGAGUGUAGAUUAA
Messenger RNA from Danaus chrysippus (African queen), 942 nucleotides. The record is from the annotation of a GenBank genome assembly. Lineage: Eukaryota; Metazoa; Arthropoda; Insecta; Lepidoptera; Nymphalidae.